Strongylocentrotus purpuratus (purple sea urchin) is the source of this 555-nucleotide messenger RNA. Its product is annotated as BTB/POZ domain-containing protein KCTD6-like. The coding region runs from base 1 to 555 and encodes 184 amino acids. The record is from RefSeq and is a predicted model, not a curated record. Gene Ontology annotation, molecular function: protein binding. Gene Ontology annotation, biological process: protein homooligomerization. The transcript has 3 exons. Lineage: Eukaryota; Metazoa; Echinodermata; Echinoidea; Camarodonta; Strongylocentrotidae.
AUGGCCGAUGUUGUGAGCCUUAAUGUCGGAGGUACGAUAUACACGACAUCGCGAGCUACAUUGACUCGUUUUCCGGAUUCAAGGUUAGGGUCAAUGUUCAGUGAUCGGCUCCCUUCCAUCAAGGAUGAUAAGGGGAAUUACCUCAUUGACGGGGAUGGCUCCUUAUUUCGGUAUGUUCUGAAUUUCUUACGGAGGUCCAUUCUCGUCUUACCCGAAGACUUCAAAGAGCUCGACAUGCUUGCACAGGAAGCUGAUUACUACCAGAUCAAGGAAUUAAACGAUGCUGUGACUCAGAUCAGAAAUAAAGUUACCAUCGAUAGGGAGGAAGAAAAACGAGCUAAAGAACGCGUAAAGAAGCAAGAAUUCCUGGAGUCCAUUCUCGUCUUACCCGAAGACUUCAAAGAGCUCGACAUGCUUGCACAAGAAGCUGAUUACUACCAGAUCAAGGAAUUAAUUGAUGCUGUGACUCGGAUCAGAAAUAAAGUUACCGUCGAUAAGGCGGAAGAAAAACGAGCUAAAGAACUCGUCAAGAAGCAAGAAUUUCUGGAGAAUUAG